CACGAGCGCAUGUCUGUUGUGAUUAGAUAAUGGAAGCUGACGCCUGAUGUUUCUGUGUCGCUGCAGAGUGAGCUGCUGUGAACCCUGCGAGCACAAGUCUCCCAACAGGAGACAAGAUGGCAUCCAACAACACCCUGCGCAGCUACUCCAUCAUCCCCUGCUUCAUCUUCGUGGAGCUCGUCAUCAUGUCUGGCACGGUGCUCCUGGCCUACUACAUGGAGUGCACGGACCUCUUCAGCGUGCACGUGCAGGGCUUCUUCUGCAACGACGCUGAGCUGAUGAAGCCGUACCCCGGGACGGAGGAGUCCAGCUUCGUCCCGCCCCUCAUCCUCUACUGCGUGGUGGCCGCUGCGCCCACCCUUGUAAUCUUUAUUGGGGAGGUUUCCAUGUACGUGAUGAAAUCAACGAGGGAAUCUCUCCUGGCCCAGGAGAAAACCAUAGUAACAGGAGACUGCUGCUACCUGAACCCACUUAUUCGCCGCAUCAUACGCUUUAUAGGUGUGUUUGCGUUUGGUCUGUUUGCCACGGACAUCUUCGUCAACGCCGGCCAGGUAGUGACCGGAGGUCUCUCGCCGUACUUCCUGUCCGUCUGCAAGCCCAACUACACCGGCACCGAGUGCCGCUUCAACCACCAGUUCAUCGUCAACGGCAACAUUUGCACCGGGAGCCCCGUUGUGGUUGAGAGUGCACGCCGGUCGUUCCCAUCCAAGGACGCUUCACUCAGCGUCUACUCCGCCGUUUACCUGACGAUGUACAUCACCAGCACAAUCAAGACCAAGUCCAGCCGCCUGGCCAAGCCUGUGCUCUGUCUGGGCACGCUCUGUUCGGCCUUUCUCACUGGCCUCAACCGAGUGUCAGAGUAUCGGAACCACUGCUCAGAUGUGGUGGCUGGAUUUAUUCUUGGAUCAGCCAUUGCAUUGUUUCUGGGCAUAUGUGUUGUGAACAACUUCAAAGGUGCUCACUGUGUGGCAGCCAAACAGAAAACUGAGGACUACCGUGGACUUCCUCUGAUGACUUUUCCCCGUGUAGAGAGCCCGUUGGAGACCCUCAGCGCACAGAACCAUUCGGCAUCGAUGACGGAGGUCACAUGACUAAGGGGGCAGCACCGGGUCACGUUUGCGUCUCCACAGCACUUCCAGACACAAUGACGAGGACGCAUGCCACGUGGCGCCGAAUGCUUACAAAAAACACUCCUGAUUUUUGUGUUUAAGUCACCCGGGGGACAGACCAAUCCAUGUUUGCAAGGUUUUUCAUUCAGUUGGGCUAUGUUCGACCCCCACCCUCACCAAGAUGCACAGAUCACAACGGUGCAAAAGUAUCACAAAGCCAACUUUUACUGUAAGCACAGGUUGUUUUUUCCAGGUAUGGGAAACCGUUCAAAACAUGGGAUGUUUUCGUCCUCCAAGAUGCGCUGUUUGUAGUUAGAGGAUGGUGUUUUGUACAUUUUUGUAUGAGCGAGUGCCGUAGCCUAUCCCGACGAUGUUUAACCCGCGCACAUCCUGUCCGCUGACUCGGCCUGUUUUACAUCACAUCCUGUCAGGUGAAAUGCCUCAUCAGUCACCGCGUCCAUUCCACUCAGUCUGAAAAACUGCAAUAGAAAAAAAAGAUAUCGAUGUUGUUGUUCUGUGGUGUUUGUCAUUUGUACAGCAAAAAGAAAAGACAGAAGCUUUCUUUUUAUUAUCUCUCUGUAAAUUAAUUGACCAUUAUUAGGUCGUAUUUUUUAAGGAUUUUUGUUAAUCUGUAUGACUAUUAUGAUCCAUUUGGACCUGUUUGCCUGCUGUAAACCUGGAUAUGUUUUGGUGUCAGUUUAGGUGAUUUGAGGAAAAACUCAAUGUGUCUGAAAAUGGGGCUUGAUAUCACCUGAGAUCUGUUACAAGGUUUCAAGUGUUAUUGGUUAAGAUGCUUUCUAUGAGUCUCUUUAACCUUUUAUUUCCUAAAUCACUCUGACAUUGCUAAGAAAAUCUUGGCAGAGAUAUCUCGCCGAGCUAGCCAGUGUAAAAGAUACAUAUAGAUUCUAAUCCUACAGUGUUCAGAGAUACAUCUGACUGACAUUUCAGUUAAAGAAACUCCUGGAAACAGAUAAGGGCAAAUAAAAUCUGGGAUAUGUGGAGUACAUAUUAGUGAUUAAUUUGAGGCAGCAUUAGCCCUUUUUAAGACUCCUGCUUCACUUUUCCUCCUUGAUGCCCCCCCCUCUCUAUCCCCAACCUGCCAGUGGAUUGUGAUGCAAUGUUGUGACUCCUUUUCCUAUUGGAAGAUAUGCCCAGCAUGAUGAGAGAUGUUUUAUAGAUAUUACUCAUUACCAUUGUGAAUAUAACUGUCUUUUACUUUAAGAAAAAAAAAGCAUUUAAUGAAAAAUGCAACAUAUUAUUUUUUUCAUGGUUUGUCCAAAAAUUAAAUAGUCAGUAGCAACUCUUUUCUCUCUUGUGGUUUUUUGUCACAUUGGACAAGGAAAAGUU
This is a messenger RNA of Menidia menidia (Atlantic silverside), 2456 nucleotides long. The record is from the annotation of a GenBank genome assembly. NCBI's taxonomy places the organism in Eukaryota, Metazoa, Chordata, Actinopteri, Atheriniformes, Atherinopsidae.